Microtus ochrogaster (prairie vole) is the source of this 2703-nucleotide messenger RNA. RefSeq names its product family with sequence similarity 221 member B (gene Fam221b). The coding region runs from base 268 to 1578 and encodes 436 amino acids. The record is from RefSeq and is a predicted model, not a curated record. NCBI's taxonomy places the organism in Eukaryota, Metazoa, Chordata, Mammalia, Rodentia, Cricetidae. The transcript is spliced from 7 exons.
AGUCAAGUACAUCCUUCAUCGGCCCUGGACCUCUCUUGUCCCUUCCCUUUACUGUCCUUCCUCAAUUCCGGCCAGAGUCCCUUUGCGAAGGUCUGCAGAUGCCCAGGUCCCCAACAAACUUAACAAUAAGACCUCUCACUUAGCAAGGCUCAUCCAAAGCAAAACCGUUCAGUCCCUCAGUCAGGACCAGUACUUUCCCCUCCAACCCAGGUAAAGAUCCUGACCUAAGGACCUAAGGACUUGCAACCACCAAGCCUAAGCUCAGAAAUGGAAGCAAAUGAGAUCACAGACAGUCCUCAGGCCACCAAGGAUGCAGAGAACCGCCCUUCAUUAAAGGACCCUUCGGCUGAAGACUUGCGGGAGCCCACUAGCCUCGAAACUGAAACUUCCGCGGAUCUUUCCAGCUCACAGACCUCUUUACAGCUUCCAGUCUCCGACGCCCUUUUUGUAACAUACGCUUCGCCAAAUCCUGAGACUGAGGCCUCUGAGAGCCUCUUGGAGCCACCUGACUCUGAAACUCCCUUAAAGUCCCAUACCACUGAGAUUCUUUCCACACCAUCCCAGGUUUCCUUCGAGGCCCCAGCCUUUGAAACUCUCUCAAAGUCUCCCCAGUCUGUGACCUCUCUAGAAAAAGCCAUCGCCGAGAUCCCUUUGGAGAGCCUUACAGAUGAGAGUCACAGCUCUAAGGUCAAAAAAAAGUCUCUUAAGCUCUCACCAGGAGUCAAUCUCCCUGCAUCUCCCCGUAAGCUUUCUUCUGCUAAAGGCCCAGAGACCCAGGUCCCUGGAUCUGAACACAUCCCCAAGCACUCCCUUUCAGGACCUUCCAGCCAGGCCCCCGCGGAUACAGAACCGGCUGCAAAGCAGGAGGAAGCAAGGGAAGAGGAGCCAAUAGUGGGGACCAGUACCGUCUCUGCUCCUGCAGCCAAGCCCGAGUCUCGUGUGAGCAAGAAGGAGAAAAGAGUUAGCGGUUACACAAGCCGCCCAGUGGUCCCUGUUAAGCGGGCAGAGCUGGUGGAUAUGGCUAAGGCAAUGCACAGAGAACAUUUUGGUACUCAAGUGGAGUAUCUUUUCCAGUGGGAGAAGGAUUCAGCCCUGAAGGCCAUCCAGACAGGUCUUUACAUUGGCUGGCGCUGCCCUCAUUACCUAUGGGACUGUUUCCGGAUUGGAGACCAGUCCAGGUGCUUUUGUGGACAUUUGUUGAAAGAACACCAGAUCAUCUCAGAUCUGUCGGUGCCCUGCCGCGUGAGCCAGUGCAGGUGCCUCAUGUUUUGUUUCAUCCCGUCACGCCCGGAGGAGGUGGGUGAGUUCUGGCUUAAGAGACGGGCCACCUUCGACCCCAAAGCAUGGAGAGCCCAGUGUCGCUGUAAGCAUACUCACGAAGAACAUGCAGCCACCGGAGCGCAUCCCUGCAGGCACCGAGGCUGUGGCUGCAACAGUUUUGAGUCAAAUUUCCUCUGUGCGGCCUGUGACCGGCGCUGGGAGGAACAUGAGACUUUCUUUGAGACUGAGGAGACCAGGCGAAGAGGAGGGAGACCUUAUGGGGCAGACACUGUCAACAACUGGCACAGGCCUUUCUGAGCCUGGCCAAGAUCAACAAUAAAAUGGAAGCCAAUAGACUCUGACCUGGCUCUAUAUGGGACAGGUAGCGUCAAGGCUCAGUUUAGAGUCAGCUCUAACUGCAGGCCAGAGACAGCAUCAAGCGGAAAGAAGGCUGGCUCCAGCCUUCUUCCUCUAUCAUGGCCACAUUCAAGCCGCUGGCCCUCACUAGGAGAAGAGCUUCAAGAAAGCCAAGGAGGGAGAGUGUUUGAAGAGUAGAAUAGCCAGUGAUUUCAGGGGUAGCUGGGGCUCCAUAAGGCAAAGACAUUGCAAUUAGUAAGUCUUUGGAGGCUUUGGACAGUGUGGUUUCACACUGGCAUGGUGGAGGUAAACGCUAAAUAUUAAUUUGAAGGUGUCUAUUCAAGGAGCUUGGGUAAGAAGUAGAAUAAAGAAAUCAGACAAAACCCAGGCUGUAGAUCAAGGAAGCAACUUUUUAAGAAGGAAAGGGGGAAGAGGCCCACAUGCAAAAAGAUCUUGAAGGAUGCAAAAGGGAGGAGAGAUGCUUGGUGUGGGACAAGAUCUCAGACAUGGAGAAAAGAGAGCAUGCGGUCAAGGCAGAGGUGAAGGUAUUUGCUCUGAUGCAGAGAAAUUUCAUUCUUAAGACAAAGAAGAGAAUAUGAGCUGCAGGGAGUAGGGCCUCCUAAAGCUCCCCUCUGGAGACAUCUGUAUUCUCUGUGAAGCAAGCAAGGGAUUAGUGGGCAGUAGGGAUUGGAAGAGAAAGGUGAGCUCUGGGGAAGGCUGAUGGGGGAGUCAGAGAUCAUGGCAAGUGCAUGGUCUAGGAUUUAGUGUGGCUAGAAGUGAGACUCUGGUUGGAGAAGAGGCUAAACUAUUUAGACUAAUGGGUGCUGAUGGAUAGUGAGAAGCAGGCAGAGAACAGGCCUGAAGUGAAGGGAUGUUACAGACGGGGGACGUGAUGCCAGGCAACAGCUGCUUUCAAAGGAAUAAGAGCUCUCGAGUGCAACAAGGAGAUGGUGGGCGGGGUCGACAAAGCUCGCAACUUUCAGAGAGCAGCUGCAGGUGACGGCAAGUGUGUGGAAUAAGGAGGAAUAAGCCAGCGCCAAAUUGUGACUGCCAGGGAGUGGCAGAACUCCCUAGGCGAUCUUAUGG